Molecule: messenger RNA, 4684 nt
Organism: Lampris incognitus (smalleye Pacific opah)
Lineage: Eukaryota; Metazoa; Chordata; Actinopteri; Lampriformes; Lampridae
Gene: tle5
Product: TLE family member 5, transcriptional modulator
Exons: 7
Coding region: 957-1547 (196 amino acids)
Biological process (GO): negative regulation of canonical Wnt signaling pathway; regulation of DNA-templated transcription
Cellular component (GO): transcription regulator complex; nucleus
Molecular function (GO): transcription corepressor activity; protein binding
Source: RefSeq, a predicted model, not a curated record
CAGGAACGGAACUACUUCCCCAGCUUUCUACACCACCGACAAACCGAGACCGUCUCUUCCUCGACGUCCCCGUAUGAAGGGAUCCCGGCGUCUCGGUUCGACACAAGCCGUGGGACGAUUGUCUUUUCAAGUUAAUUCGCCAUUUUAAAAACGCAAGUCACUUUCUUUCUCUCUCUCUCGCCCGCGAAACAUUCUUUCUCGCUCGUUUGAAGAAACGGGACUCCAACUUCUCCGACUCUCCCCGACAUUUUGUUAUUUCGCAGAAUAAGCCGGGGUUGUGUUUCCUCCCGACAUUUUGUCCGGUCCCGGAGAACGGUUCUGGGUUUUUUUUGGCGUCGCGGCCGGCGGCACGCAAGCGGCUCACGGCCCUGCCAGGGCACGCGACCCACAGAGCGCAUCACCGGGUGCGAUAGCCGCGAAUGCGCCGCCGCCCGCGUGCAGAACGUUCGUCAAGUCGCAAGCGUUCGCGCAGCGGCGAGUCAGUUUGAGUGACAGCUCCCGAGGAGCCCGAGCUUAUAAGCGCCUACCGACGGGAACGGCUCGUCACCUGUCCGCUAACAAGGCAGAUACGGAGCUCGGACCGGCGACGACACACGUACCGAACGGUGUGAGGCACCGUCCAGACGCCCGGCUGACUCGAUAAAGCUUUUCUCCGGUAUCCGCCUAUUUUAUUUAUUUAUUUAUUUUAAUUUUUUUUACAUUUUUUUUGGUGGGGGAACGAGUCGCUAGCUUACCGUCGGUUAGCCUCCCCCGCGCUAUCGCUGGUCAGCUCGUGUGUUUGCGGCUGGGCUAGCUUGCAUCAGCUAGCUUAGGACAAAGAGGACCAAGGCAAGGCUAGCGCGCAUCCCGGGCCAGACUUCUUCUUCUUUGUUUUUUGUUUUUGUUUUUUGUGUUUUGUUUGGUUUACCACAGCGUUCGUCAUAUUUGGGAGGGAAAGCACCGGACAAGGAAUUGACAUGAUGUUUCCACAAUCCAGACAUUCAGCUUCAUCGCAGCAGCUGAAAUUCACAACCUCCGACUCCUGUGACAGGAUCAAGGAUGAGUUCCAGUUCCUCCAAGCACAGUAUCACAGUUUGAAGCUGGAGUGUGACAAGUUGGCCAGUGAGAAGUCGGAAAUGCAGCGCCAUUACAUCAUGUACUACGAGAUGUCCUACGGGCUCAACAUUGAGAUGCACAAGCAGGCUGAGAUCGUGAAGAGAUUGAAUGGAAUCUGCGCUCAAGUCCUGCCUUACCUGUCCCAGGAGCACCAGCAGCAGGUCCUGGGGGCCAUAGAGCGGGCUAAGCAGGUCACCCCCCCAGAGAUGAACUCCAUCAUCAGGCAGCAGCUCCAGGCUCACCAGCUGUCCCAGCUCCAGGGCCUAGCCCUGCCCAUGACCCCCCUGCCCCUGGGCCUGAGCCAGCCGACCCUUCCUGCUGUUACCACCUCCUCUGGCCUCUUCUCCCUCUCCUCCAUCCUGGCCUCCCAAGCCCAGCUGGCCAAGGAGGAAAAGGCCUCGCGCGACGGAGCCGACAGCCACCGUGAAGAGGAUGGAGACAAGUCUGACUAGCUGUGUUUUCUGUCCAGCGACCCUAGUCCCAGUCCCCAGAGCCACUCUCCCUUUGGCCUCCCUCGCCCUGACCUGGCCAUUACUGCCACAGGCCUUAAGGCCCAAUCUCCCAUUCCCAGCUCCCUGAUAAACCCAUACCAGCCCCCCCACCUACCCAGCUUUUAUUGCCAGAUCCAGAUCAUUAGUCGGGCUCUAGUUCCUGACCCUCCUGUCCGGACAGCCCUCUUCUACUUAUAUUUAAAAUCCCUGCUAACCUUAUUCAGCCUCUGUCCUCUUUGCUUUCUGUCUCGUUCUCUCUUCUCUUCCCUCCCCAGCACUGUUGCCGUCAUCCCGUUCACCCCCCCCCCUCCCCCCACCUGUUUAUAUAUUUUGCCAUCUUCUCUUCAACAUUUUGUUUUUGUGUCAUGAAGCUUGAUGGUUUUUAUGUCCGUUUUCAUGAUUACCUUUACCCCCCCCCCCCCGUUCCUCGGUCUUUGUAUUUUUGUUUUUCGUUCGUCUCUUUCUCCGUUUCUUCCGUCUCUCUCUCCCCUGUCAGUCUGCACCCCCUGCCGCUGUUCAACACAGUUCUUUGUGAAGCAGGGCUGGUUUGUCAGUCUGAAUGUACCGUGCAAAAGUAGAAAAAAAAUCAAAAAAACAAAAAAAGCAACAGACUAAAUGCUGUCAUCAAACUGACAGGGCCCCAGCCUGUCGGCCUGUGAUUUGUGUGGAUUUGUGUGUCAAGUUAGCCUUCUCAUGGAGAUUCGUAGUGUGUAAAAGCUACAGGACGAGAUGCAGAGAUAUCUACAGAAUUCCUUCAAACUUUUCUAAAAAAACAAAAACAAACAACAAACAAACAAACAAACAACAACAAAACUCCCAACAACCAGUAAUGACAACAUGUUGAUUUUUUUUUUUUGGUGGCCCAAAUUGCAUGCAUCCGUUGCGAGCUCUGCAGAAGCUGGCUGUGGGUGGGUUUAAACUGACAGACUGUGGUGGCCGCUGUAAACGCUGAGCUGGGGUGACGUCACUGCUGUGACGGGGAGAACCCUUGUCAGUUUUGCUGUGUGCCCUUGCGCUUCUGUCCUCGCCCGCACACUCGUGCUGCUUUCAGCCGCUCCGCCAUCGUUCCCGCCAAGCAGAAGCGCCGCAGCAAAAGAACCCGCAGGGUCUCGCGAAGGAUCCUGAAUCCGUUCAGAGAAGCGGCCUACCCAGCGCCCCCCCCUCUGCGCCGCCUGCUGUCAUCCUAGAAAACCUGUCCACCUUCCUUAACCGGUCAUGACUUGUGCUGACCAACCAGCAGUCGUCACGGGGUUUGGUGUUUUUGUUGAAACGGCAGUCAGAGGGCGGAGGUAACCCGCCGUACAGUGGGACUCGCACCCCCACACCUUCGGCCCUCCCAGUCCUUGAGUUAUUCUUCUUGAACGUGCACUAACGCCAGAGUGGGUGCAGAGGGAGUAGAGUGUGUGUGUGUGUGUGUGUGUGUGUGUGUGUGUGUGUGUGUGUGUGUGUGUGUGUGUGUGUGUGUGAACAUUAUCUUUGACAGCAGAGGGCAGCAUGUGUCUUUUGGGGAUUCUAGCUGCGCUCUCCGGACUGGUAGGGGGAGAAGAAGAAAACAAGGACAGGACAAUGACAUGGUACAGGCUCAGUCACGAGGGGAAUAGCCUAUUUAUACACCCUGUGUGUACAAAUGGAGGCUACAUAGACCAGACGUGUGACGUGGGCGUGUGUUCACGUGGUGGAUCCCCCUUCCCUUCUCCGCAUACGUCACCACCCACUUCCUGGUAGUUCUAGUCAGAGCUCUAUUUUUGGAAGCGUCUCUCUCGCUCCCUUUCUCUGUUAUUAGAAGAGUAGAAGCUUGGAGCGGGGACCAUCCACUCAUCCCCCCCCCCCCCCGAACUCCACCUCCCCUUCUGAGUCAGGCGUGUACUUGUAGCUCUGGGGACACGACGUCACGUCAGUUGCACACCGUGAGUCUGCUCGGAAGGUUCCGACAGUCAUCAGCGUAGAUUUCACCGAGGAAAAAGCACAGACGGCUGUCCCGCUGAGUGAAGCCCCCCCCCUCCCCAUCAGCCACCCCUGCCCCCCCUCCCCUUCCCAUCAUCCACUCCUGUCUCCUCCACUUCUCCCGAGCCUUAGACAUGAGCCCAUUAGGGGUGCUGGGAAGAGCAUUACUUGAUGAUACGACUGUUUGCUAAAGAGAUCAGCUGUCACCGAACAAAUAACAGGCGUCUGAAGCGCCCCCUGCUGCCCGCAACAUGUACUACAUUUUCAACCCGGAUUUGCCCCUAUGGUCCAUUGAGCCCUAAACCCUGGCUCCAUCAUGGCCGUGCUCCACCUGUUGCGUUUUACACUGAUGAUGAUGAUGGUGGUGAGGUUGAAGAUGUGCGCAGAUCUGCUUUUGACAGACUGCUUAUCUUGAAAGCGGCCCGUGUUCAUCCGCUGGUCGACCGGAAGAGGGUCCGUCCUGUUUUGCUGGGCUACACUGUGAGAGUGUGCCGCUACGGAACGUUUAAUUCCAGACCCGGAUGUCAGCGUUUGGUAAACGGAAGCCCUUCUGCCAAUCCAUCGCCUCGUGAAGGGCUGUCAGUGUUGGGAGUCCUCUUAAGGCCUCCGCUGAGGAAAAUAGUUUUAAGUUUUGUUUUUUUUAGAAAUGUCUAAUAUGGGGAAAGGAUAUAUUGAGGGACAGGAUAAAAUACCACAUUUCUAAAACUGUUCAGAUGCUGAAGUUAGCGAUGAAGAUGAUGAUGAUGACUGCCUAGAUGAUGCCAGUUGCUGUGUAAGUUGGGGACUUUAUAAACAUGUAUGUAAACAGAUGUAUAGACCUGCUCACAGAGACGGGAUGCGUUGCUCUCUACUCGGCCUGUGGAUCUGACUUGCAGCUCCCCAACCUGCCAUCCAGUCCCCCCCCCCCGCUGUAUGUGUCUUACUACAUACUCCCAUCCAGCCCCCCUCCCCCCCGCUGUGUGUAUCUUACUACAUACUGCCAUCCCGCCCCUCCCCCCCAUGCCUUGUGUAUCUUGCUGCAUACCGCUCCCCCUGCCCCGCUGUAUGUAUCUUACUACAUACUGCCAUCCAGCCCCCCCCCCCCGCGCUGUAUGUAUCUUACUACAUACUGCCAUCCAGCCCCCCCCCCCCGCGCUGUGUGUAUCUUACUACAU